Molecule: messenger RNA, 300 nt
Organism: Fusarium poae
Lineage: Eukaryota; Fungi; Ascomycota; Sordariomycetes; Hypocreales; Nectriaceae
Exons: 4
Coding region: 1-300 (99 amino acids)
Source: RefSeq, a predicted model, not a curated record
AUGGUCGUGUUGUUACAUGUACCGAGUCAGCAAUAUUACAUAUGGAUUGAUCGAUGCCCUUUUACCAUCGAAUUUACAAAGCCCUCCGAUAAAGAACCGCUUGAAGGAUCAGAUACUGCAAGUAUUCUUGAUCCCGUCCGUACGGCGUAUUCUGGUGCUAGAAAAAGACUAGAGGAGGAGAAGCCGGAGAAAAAGCGAGACAAUGAUGCACUCUUCACUGCCGUUGCUUCAAACACCGACCUUGUCAUGUUCUGCACCAAUGGCUGGGGCAUGACGAUGGUCUGGCUCAGUAGCGGCUAG